UUUUUUUUUCUUUUCUCCUCAUUGAAUAUAUAAUCAAUUCAACGAUAAUAAUAUAACAUGUCACGCUUAGAAUUACUGACACCUGAAGGUCUUCGUAUCGAUGGUCGACGGGCAAAUGAAUUACGUAAAAUCACAGCAAAAACAUCAGUAUUUAGUCAGGCAGAUGGAUCAGCGUAUAUCGAACAAGGCAACACCAAAUGUCUUGUAGCCGUGUAUGGACCUCGUGAAGCUCGUCGUCGUCAACAAACUUUGGCUGAUCGUGCUAUCAUCAAUGUAGAAUUCAAUGUUGCUCCAUUCAGUACAAGUGAACGCAAAAAACGAUCGAAAUCUGACAAACGAUCUCUUGAAUUAGCUACAUGUAUUCGCCAAACUUUUGAACCCGUGAUUCAAACCAAUCAAUUCCCUCGAUCACAAAUUGAUGUUUAUAUUCAACUAUUCCAACACGAUGGUGGUGUUCUUCAGUCUUGUAUUAAUGCUACCACUAUGGCUUUAAUUGAUGCUGGGAUUCCCAUGCUUGAUUUUGUCUGUGCUUGCUCUGCUGGAUGUAUUGAAAAGGUGCCUGUUUUAGAUUUGAAUAAUCUUGAAGAAUCAGCUGAUACACCAGAAUUGACAUUAGCAAUGUUACCAAGAACAGGCAAAGUGAAUUUAGUCGAGUUGGAAUCUCGUUUGCAUAUUGAACAAUUGGAAAGUGUGAUGGAUCUAGCCAAGGAUGGAUGUAUACAAAUCAAUGAAAUGUUAGACAAGGUUAUUCGACAGAACAUGGAUCAUUUGAUGGGCAGAAUGAAGGCAUAGUUAUGUAUAGAUUUCAUAGUUAUGUAUAGAUUUAGCCUAUCUUUUUCCCACCUUUUUUUUUCAAUAAAAAAGAAAUUGAAUCAUCAUCAUUUUUAUUUCAAGCAAAUUAUUAUAUAAAUAAAAUAAGAUACAGAUGAUCAUACGGUGUUUAUGAUGAAGAAAACGUUCAAUAAUGACAAUCGUAAAAAAAA
Molecule: messenger RNA, 983 nt
Organism: Halteromyces radiatus
Lineage: Eukaryota; Fungi; Mucoromycota; Mucoromycetes; Mucorales; Cunninghamellaceae
Product: ribosomal protein S5 domain 2-type protein
Exons: 6
Coding region: 58-792 (244 amino acids)
Biological process (GO): nuclear mRNA surveillance; rRNA catabolic process; U4 snRNA 3'-end processing
Cellular component (GO): nucleolus; nuclear exosome (RNase complex); cytoplasmic exosome (RNase complex)
Source: RefSeq, a predicted model, not a curated record